Molecule: messenger RNA, 4063 nt
Organism: Felis catus (domestic cat)
Lineage: Eukaryota; Metazoa; Chordata; Mammalia; Carnivora; Felidae
Gene: LIMS1
Product: LIM zinc finger domain containing 1
Exons: 11
Coding region: 90-1286 (398 amino acids)
Biological process (GO): positive regulation of integrin-mediated signaling pathway; cell-cell junction organization; positive regulation of substrate adhesion-dependent cell spreading
Cellular component (GO): focal adhesion; cytoplasm; cell-cell junction
Source: RefSeq, a predicted model, not a curated record
GGCAGGGAAACAGGGGAGGCCUGGAAAUUGUUUCUCUGUCCCUGCCUGCUACUCUCUGCCCUGGGUUUGGGGCUCUCAAGCACCCACGGAUGGCGUUCCCGGGCAGGGUGUGCCCCUAUGUUAUCCCAGAGAAUGAAGAAAUCCCCCAGACAGCUCUUAACAAUGUCCACCAGGCUAAUGGCAAUGAAGACGAGAGGGCUGUGUCCAAACUGCAGCGCAGGCACAGUGACGUAAAGGUCUACAAGGAGUUUUGUGACUUUUAUGCGAAAUUCAACAUGGCCAAUGCCCUGGCCAAUGCCACCUGUGAGCGCUGCAAGGGGGGCUUUGCGCCCGCCGAGAAGAUAGUAAACAGUAACGGGGAGCUGUACCACGAGCAGUGCUUCGUGUGUGCCCAGUGUUUCCAGCAGUUCCCAGAGGGACUCUUUUAUGAGUUUGAAGGAAGGAAGUACUGUGAACAUGACUUUCAGAUGCUCUUUGCUCCUUGCUGUCAUCAGUGUGGUGAAUUCAUCAUUGGCCGAGUUAUCAAAGCCAUGAAUAACAGCUGGCAUCCUGAGUGCUUCCGCUGUGACCUCUGCCAGGAAGUUCUGGCAGAUAUUGGAUUUGUCAAGAAUGCUGGGAGACAUCUAUGUCGCCCCUGUCAUAAUCGUGAGAAAGCCAGAGGCCUUGGAAAAUACAUCUGCCAGAAAUGCCACGCCAUCAUCGAUGAGCAACCGCUGAUAUUCAAGAAUGACCCUUACCAUCCAGACCAUUUCAACUGUGCCAACUGCGGGAAGGAGCUGACUGCUGAUGCCCGGGAGCUGAAAGGAGAGCUGUACUGUCUGCCGUGCCAUGAUAAAAUGGGGGUCCCCAUCUGUGGCGCUUGUCGACGGCCCAUUGAAGGGCGCGUGGUGAAUGCUAUGGGCAAGCAGUGGCAUGUGGAGCAUUUUGUUUGCGCCAAGUGUGAAAAGCCAUUUCUUGGACAUCGACAUUAUGAAAGGAAAGGCCUGGCAUAUUGUGAAACCCACUAUAACCAGCUAUUUGGUGAUGUUUGUUUCCACUGUAACCGUGUUAUAGAAGGUGAUGUGGUCUCUGCUCUGAAUAAGGCCUGGUGUGUGAACUGUUUUGCCUGUUCUACCUGCAACACUAAAUUAACACUCAAGGAUAAGUUUGUUGAAAUUGAUCUCAAACCAGUCUGCAAACACUGUUAUGAAAAAAUGCCAGAAGAAUUUAAGAGGCGACUUGCCAAACGGGAGAGAGAAGCAAAGGAUAAGGACAAGCAGAAAAAGAAAAAGCCAGUCUGUUUGUAAACUUUUCUGUCCCUUCUAUCAUCAUUUUCACUACUUUCUUCUUUGGAAUAAAUUUGUGGAGUUUGACAUGAAGCCAGUCUGUAAGAAGUGCUAUGAGAAAUUUCCGUUGGAGCUGAAGAAAAGACUUAAGAAACUAGCUGAGACCUUAGGAAGGAAAUAACUUCCUUUCUUUUGUUUUUUCUCUUCUGUGCAAAGAAAAGAGAUUACCAACAUUAGUUGACUUGGUCCACCCUGUUUAAAGCUGUAUCUCAAAAUAAUUGAGAGUGAAGAGGGCCUAUAUGAAUGGUUUUCUUUAUCUCCUUUUUUUCAUUAAAAAAGAAAAAAAGCUUGUGUAAUCAUAUUUAAAACACAGAUGAGAUCAUGAUGCUUUUGUUAAAUACCCUAUCAGUUUGUUGAAAUGUAGACUAUACUUAACAGCAAAAACACAUGGUUAAAUGUUACAUGUUAAUCAAGGUCCAAAAAAAUUAAUUUAACUUUUAAAAAUGAAAAUAGGGAGUCAGCUUUCACAUGACUCAGAUACAAUAGAAACAUUAUUUUACUUUGUAUUUGAAAGAAAAUAAAUUCCAACAGCUGUUGGGGAGGAUAUAAGGAAGAAAAAUAACCAACCAAGAAAAACAAAUCUUGUAGAAUGUUAGUAUGUUUAUCAAACUAGUAGUUAUAAAAUGAAUAUACACAUUACUAAGACAAGAAACAAGUGCAUUCAAAACUACUUGAUUUCAUUUUUUGUUAAAUUCAAUAAUUACUAUGCUUAGUUUUAUAUUUUGUUCUCCUUGUGAAACUCUUCCUUCAUACAGUUACUUAACAUAGUAGUUAUAGCUAGCUAAUAGUAUGCCUUUUUAAAUUUUUUGCAAAAAAAAAUUUAUACUAGACAUUUGAAAAUUCAGUACACUUUACAAUAUUGGAAAAAAUGAAGUAUUUUUUAAUGGAUUACAGCAAUUAUGCUUCUAAGCUUAAGGUCAAAGAUGUAGUCUUAGAAUAGGACACAAAAUUAAAUUUUAUGUAGCUUAGAAUGUAUCGCUUAAAAACAAGUGAAUUUAUAUGUAUUGGUCUUCUUGCCUUUAUAACCAUGCUGACUAAUAUCUGUGCUUCAUACAUAAUCAAACUUGCCUUGCCUUAGAAACAUACUUAAUUCAGGAAUCCUAGCUGUUUCAUGCAAUACCAAAAAUAAGUGCAUUGAUUGAGAUUUGUAAACCCAAAUUCAUUUGCCACCACUAAGAUGAGAUUUUUUUUCCUCUCCUUUUUUUGGGAAACACAUUGAAAUUAAUUUUUGUCAUUUUAUUAAAAGAAUGAUAUUGAUAUGUGUUUCAAGUUUUUCAUUUCAAAUCUCAUAAUUGGAUUUUAUUUAAGUAGGAGGUAAAAAUGACAUUUUUAAAUUGGAAGGGGAUGUUUAAAUGUCAAUUUUAGAUCAAAAGUAGUGAAUCAUUCUACUUUAUAAAAUGUUUUUUAAAAGUUUAUCCUGAAGUUUCUAGACCAUUCUUUCUUGGCAAACUUGUUUGCAAUGCAAAUUUUGUGAGCAAUUGUUAAAUGUUGCUGCUGCUAUUUUUCAUUUAAAAGUAAGUUCCCAAGACAGACUUCUAAGGAGGAAAGUAUUGUUUUUUUAAAAAAUUGCUGAAAUACUGUUUUGCCAUUAAAAAAAAAAAAAAAAAUCUCAGGAUGCUACUCACUCUGCCAUUAAAGCAUUAAAGUAUGCAUGUAUUUUUUAAAAGUUUGUGCAUGCACUUUACAAGAGUAAAUUCUAUCUUGGUUUUCAGAUAACUUAUAACCAAUUAUUUUUUAGUGUUCUUUUAGAGUUCAAAGAAUUAUCAAUGAUUGAAAAUAAACAAUAUAUAGUUUAAGACUGUAUAUACUCAGAAGUUUAAAACAGUCUUUGCAUUGGACAGUAAGAAUCAAAAUCCCUCUGUGUGCCUUUGUCAGCUAAUAUGUAACCAGCAAGGAAAACCUUGAAAGUAUUUAUUAAAUACUAUACUAUGGAUAUAGGCCAAAUAGUAUAGGCUUUGGCAGUUUGGGGUCUUGAUGCUAAAUUCUCAAAUACCCCUAUGGCAGAAAUAAGGAACAGAAGAGCAACCAUUUACCCAUAGUCUUAAUCAUUUUGAAGAUGCAUGAACUCAGCUCAGCUUGUUUACAUAUCUUACACAGCCAGGCCUCUCCUGUAGCCAGAUGUCCCACUACUGUCUUUGCCCACUCUUUUAAAAUAAGAAUUGGUAUUUCCUGGAAGUUCUAGUACUCUAGGGUAUUUUGUCUAGAUGCAAUACUUCCUUCCUUGAUAAGGGACAUCAUUGGAGCCCUUACCUGUGGGAAAGGAAGAGGAAGUCGAAAAGUUGCAAGUGGAAUAGAAGACUUGGUUGAGUUCAUAAUACUUUUCAUGGGGUUUUCCCUGGCUGUGGAAAAACUCAGGCUAGUAAGCAUUUCUCUGUUUAAAGUCCUACAAGGCAAUUUGAAAUAAUUCAUUGUUCUUGCCUAAUUUCUAAGUGCUCUUUUUCAUACCAAGCCUAACAUAAUUGGGGGAAAUGUCUGGGUACAAGUAAAACAUUCUUUGGAUCAUGUUCAAAGCCUUAUUAAUAUUGUACCUAAAAUGAUAGGUCAUUUUGCCUCACUUGCCAAAAUAGCCAUUUCUAAGUUAAGGAAAUUUUGAGGUAGGCUUACAGCAUUAUUGUUAUAUUUCAUUUUAGAAUGUAAGCUCGAUGGCAGGGACACUAUAUUGUUAAUUAUGUUUUUGUAUAGCAACCAUUGCAGUAUACUCUUGGUGCUUAAUAAAUGUUCAUAAUUAUUAAGAGUAA